GGCUAGUCUCUUUGUCACUUAACCGUCUUUAGUUCCCUCUUCCCACUUUUUAAUCUGUCUGUGAUUUAUCCUUCAGGAAAGCCCCAGACCUUCCCCCACAGCACUUGUUCAGCUGAGAUAGCCGCCUCCACUGCGUCCUGGCCUCCGCUCCCCAAGAAGGCUGAAAACAGAAUGUGGAAAAAUCUCCACCGAAGCAGUUUCCCUAGGAAGGAAGUUUUAUCUCUGGACCCAGACACGGCUCAUCGCAACCUGGUGAUCUCGAAGGACGAGAAGGAGGUGACAUGUGUUAGUGAAGAAAGGUCUGUUGACUCCAGCCAUAAGAGAUUUGACACGGCGAAUUGCGUGGUGGCCAAGCAGAGCUUCAGCGCGGGGCGGCACUACUGGGAGGUGUUCGUGGGCCAGAAGCGGCGCUGGAACCUGGGGGUGGUCUCGGAGCGAGCCAAGAGGCAGGGGCCGUUGUUCAACGUGGAGUUUUGGCCAUUGCCUCCUAGCAAGGUCUGCACCGCCGGCUACUGGAUGAUCGGCUAUGACCAGCAGAAGGCCGGGAAGAAGUACUGGAUAUUUGACACCAACCCAUGGCCCCUGGAUAUCUGUCCCCAACCUGAGAAGAUUGGGGUCUACCUGGACUGGGAUGAUGGGGAGGUCUCCUUCUACAACGCCGAUCACCCCAACACACUGACCCACAUCUACACUUUCCACACGUCCUUCGACAAGCCCGUCUACCCCAUCUUCGAGCCCUGCUGGCACGACAAUGGGGGAAACACCGAGCCCCUCAAGAUCCUGUGAGGUGCCGGCUCCGUGGCAUCCCAGGGUACCUCGUCUGAUGGCCAUCACUCGUCUUAUUUAGCUCUGCCCCUCCCGGGGGCUUCCCGUCUUGUCUGCAGGCUGGGGUGGGUCCCUCCAGCUCAGUCACUUGUCAUCACCAGCUACUUCAGCAACACCCCCAAGGACCCUAAUGGACUAACUCGCCCUUGUUCGACAUUUCCUCCUGACCUCCAAUAGGUAGAGGUGGGGUCAGAGCAGUGUUCCCUCGAAUUUUUUUACGUCCAUGUGCGGAAUGAAUUUUGU
This is a messenger RNA of Chrysemys picta bellii (western painted turtle), 1068 nucleotides long. NCBI's taxonomy places the organism in Eukaryota, Metazoa, Chordata, Testudines, Emydidae. The record is from RefSeq and is a predicted model, not a curated record.